Trifolium pratense (red clover) is the source of this 1410-nucleotide messenger RNA. Its product is annotated as auxin-responsive protein IAA26-like. The transcript has 6 exons. NCBI's taxonomy places the organism in Eukaryota, Viridiplantae, Streptophyta, Magnoliopsida, Fabales, Fabaceae. The coding region runs from base 372 to 1052 and encodes 226 amino acids. Gene Ontology annotation, molecular function: protein binding. Gene Ontology annotation, cellular component: nucleus. The record is from RefSeq and is a predicted model, not a curated record. Gene Ontology annotation, biological process: regulation of DNA-templated transcription.
UUCCUUUACUUUUCUCUUAUCAUGACUUCUAUAACGAAUAGUAACACACAAUUCUACCGAUGGAAUUGUUCCGUUUAGUUCGGUUUUUAAAACACUGAUUAAGGCAAAGGAGAAUCUCACCAAGUUUUGAUAAUAUCUUAGCCUAAAAAGAGGAAAGAAAAAAAACCAUUUAAGCAUGUGAAAACCAAAGUUAGGCAACAAUAUCUGCCUCAUAUAACUGUUCAAGUAAUUUCCACAUCUUAAAGGUUUAAAAGCCUUAAAGAAAGGUUUAUAAUUAUAAGUUCUUGUUGAAGGUGGUUCUUUUUUUAAGAUAUUAGGCUCAAUUCAAUUAAACUUGUUUCAAUCUAGAAGAAUUAUUUGAGAGCAAUAAGAUGUGGCAAAGAAGCCACAAGUGUUCUUUAGAGGAGGAGAAGAAAUUGGAGCUUAGACUUGGUCCACCUGGUGAAGAAGAUUCAUACAAUGAAAAAAGCAUGAAAAAUGUCAAAAAAGAAAGAGAUGAAUCACAACCCUCUUGCACAAAUUUGACCAACAAGUCUCAAAAAAGAAAUGCAACUAGUCCAGUAGUGGGUUGGCCUCCGAUUCGUUCCUGCAGGAAGAACAUUGCAAGCGGAAGUUCUUCUAAGCCGCUGACCGAGUCACAGCACGUUGGUCAAGAGAAGGUUGCUACUAGUAACAAACCUAUUAGCAACUCUGGAAAAGACUUGUUUGUGAAGAUCAAUAUGGAUGGAGUUCCCAUUGGGAGAAAAGUAGACAUCAAUGCUUAUGAUAGCUAUGAAAAACUUUCAUCUGCUGUUGAUGACCUAUUUAGAGGUCUCCUCGAAGCAGAGAUAAAUUUAUCUGAUAACAACAAGCAAGAAGAAGAUAAAGGCAUCAUGAUGAAAGGUUCAUUGAUUGGAAGUGGAGAAUAUACUCUUGUUUAUGAAGAUAAUGAAGGAGACAAGAUGCUUGUAGGGGACGUGCCGUGGCACAUGUUUGUAUCAACCGUGAAGAGGGUUCGAGUGUCCAAGAGUUCUGACCUUCCUGCUUUUAACCCAGGUAGUAAGAAAGACUAGAUUUGAUGCACCACUUGACUCAUAAAUGCAAAUGAAGGAUGAGGCUGUUUGAGGUCUUUUUCAUUCAAACCGGAAGAGUAGACAUUUUGGGUCCUUUUUAUGUUGAAGUAGAUUAGGGAAUACUAAUUUUAACUUCCAAAUAAUGUGUAUCAAUGUAACCAUUUUGUUAAUGAAUAUUUAAGUUGGUUAAUGUUCUAUUAACAUACUAACAAUGAAUGAGUUCAAGUUGUAAGAGACUUAGACCUACAAUCGGUCAGAAAUUUAAUCACUGGUUUACGAUGAAAACUUCGGCCAAAGGAGUUUAACUUUGGCUAAUACACAACACAAGGCUGAAUAAAAAUGCAUUUUACACCGUGAA